GCAGAGAAGAGACUCUCUCUCUCUACAUAGAAAAUCUCUCUUCUUCUUUUUCUUUUCUUUUUUUUUUAAAUAAGUUUCAGUGACACAGAGUCUGAAAUAUUCAGGCAAAGGCAGAAAGCUUCUCUUUCUGCCUAUCUAAAAUCUAAGGCUAUCUUUUAUUCAUAGAAUCAUACAUCAUGAACUUUAACAACUCAUCACCAGCCAACUCACCCUCCUCAUCCAAGUCCAAAAGAAAGCAACCACUAGAAAAGCAACAGCAGCAACAACAACAACAACAACAACAACAAGGAGAAACAAGGUUUCUCGGGGUAAGAAGAAGGCCAUGGGGCAGAUACGCAGCAGAGAUAAGAGACCCUUCCACCAAAGAGAGGCAUUGGCUCGGCACCUUUGACACUGCUGAGGAGGCCGCCUUGGCCUACGACCGCGCUGCUCGCUCCAUGCGUGGUUCCAAGGCCCGCACCAACUUCGUUUACUCUGACAUGCCACGCGGCUCCUCUGUCACCUCUAUCAUCUCGCCCGACGAAUCACAACAUGACAUCUCCGCCCUCUUCACUCCCCAACAACAUCAAAAUGAUCAUACGGAUACCCACUCCGCCACCCAGCUGUUCUUCGGCCAGGACCCUUUCUUCAAUGCUGCCGCGUGUCCUUUUUCCGGCGGGGACGGCUGGGCGCAGGGGACUGCAACCCUUGGGUCUAAUUACCAGCCCAUUACGGGUAUUAUGGAUGGUGGGCUGUCACAGCCACAGCCACUGCCACAGUCACACACGUACUCAUCCCAUGAGGCUGAGCUUCCACCUUUGCCUCCUGACGCAUCCACUUUUUAUGGGUCUGGAGUGGCGGGCUCAGAUAUGGGCCAGGGACAGGGAGUUUGGAAUGACAGCAGCUUCUUCGGGUUCUCUGAACAAACUUCAAAUGAGCUAGAAUCAGUAGUCAGUGGGCCAUAUUUGGGCUUUGAUUCUAGUGAGUUUGUGCAGCACAGCCCACUGUUUGGGAGGAUGCCACCUGUUCCAGACACAAGUACCGAUGGAUUCGAUUUGGAUUCGCCAUCUGUCUACUACUUUUAAGAUGUAUGUGUAGUAGUAGGCAACGGGUUGCAUAUAUGCGUCCGUUUAAUCGCUGGGGUACGUGUGCUUUAUGGUUUUCCUUUUUGUGAUGUGAUUGUGGCGGUAUAAAGGCUAUGGUUACAUGGAUAGUGUUGGGCUUGGAAUGCAAAAGCCUGCUGCUUUUCUUCUUUUUGUUCUUUGUUUGUUUGUUUGUUUGUUUUCUUUUAGCCAGACGCCUAAAAGCGUAAUGUAAUGGUUUGGUUAAGCGUACGCGUAGGUAUUGCGAGAUUUUGACCUUUUCGGACUUCUAAAUUCAAAUGCCUGCCUGCCUGCCUAAUAGUCCAAUUACUUAGACCUUGAGUCCACGACAAGCAGCCCAUUCCUCCACCAAAAAUGUCUCCCUCUGCUGCCAAUGACAACGACGAAACCCUUUUGGUACUCGUAAUGAGCUUUCUUUCCAAUGAAUUAUUCACUCGCGAAGCCUUUUUGAAGGCACA
Molecule: messenger RNA, 1540 nt
Organism: Alnus glutinosa
Lineage: Eukaryota; Viridiplantae; Streptophyta; Magnoliopsida; Fagales; Betulaceae
Product: ethylene-responsive transcription factor LEP-like
Exons: 1
Coding region: 177-1064 (295 amino acids)
Biological process (GO): regulation of DNA-templated transcription
Molecular function (GO): DNA binding; DNA-binding transcription factor activity
Source: RefSeq, a predicted model, not a curated record